UGCUUCGCUGGCGAUGCCUCCGCAGGAGCUCCCUCCGGUUCCCCCGCACGCUCCCCGGCGGCGGCUGCUGGAGGAGGCGUCCUCGUCGCCGCUGCGGAGCCUGGAGUGCGUGCUGCUGGGCGACGGCGCCGUGGGCAAGACCAGCCUGGCGCUCAGCUACAGCACCAACGGCUUCCCCGCGCGCUACGUGCCCACCGCCCUCGACCGCUUCUCCGCUGUGGUUCAAGUGGAUGGGUCUCCUAUCCGGCUGCAGCUGUGUGACACCGCAGGACAGGACGAAUUUGACACGCUGCGCCAGGUCUUCUACCCGAAGGCGGACAUCCUCCUGCUGUGCUUCAGCGUGGUGGCGCCCACCUCUUUCCAAAACAUUGCCGACAAGUGGUACCCCGAAGUGCGGCGCCACUGCCCCUCUACCCCAGUGCUGCUUGUGGGCACCCAGUCCGACCUGCGCCAAGAUGUCAAGGUGCUGAUCGCCUUGGCCCGUCGCCGAGAGAAGCCCGUUGCCCCCGGUGCCGCCCGGGCACUCUCCGUGAAGCUGGGCCUGGUGGGCUACCUGGAGUGCUCUGCUCUCACUCAGCACAACCUCAAGGAGGUGUUCGACACAGCCAUCGCGGUGGGGCUGCGGCACCCAGAACACCCCUUGCCAAAGGCGCGCAGGAGCCCCGCCAGCUGCCUCCGAACGCUCUCCAAAGCCUGGUGGAGGAAGUGCGUGUGCGUGCGGUAGCGGGUCAUUCCUCUCGGGAUGCCUACAAGGCGUGUGGCUGUACAAGGUGAUCCUCAUCCGGUUGACAUGGGCACAUUGCGGGUCCGGACUCUUGCAGACAGUGCUGUCGUUCGUACCCAAGUAGAUGCGGUUCUCCAUUGGAUGGACAAUGGGGUCAGGAGGUCUGGCAUUUGCUCUGCGCUCUGUGCCAAGUGGUUGACAAUAUUGGCAAUUUGGCUUUCUCAAUCUUCUGACGAUCAGAAUUUGAAUCUUAUCAUGGCAGUGCCGGAAGAGGAGGAGAUUGACUUCUUUGGGCAGAAGGGGGCAACUAACGAAGCAACUAAAGGAGUCGCAAUCUCUAUCUCUUUGGACAGUGGGGAGGAUUGGAGGGUUGGCAUUGGCUCUGCACUUUGUGGUUGAUUGUAUUGACAACGUAGUUCUGGAUAAUUUGUCCUUCUGAUGGGCACAGUAUUAUUCUCAUCAUGACUGCUAGGGAAAACUACCCUAAAAUAUAGCAGAGCAUCCAAAAAGCAAACAGGUCAGAGCAUCCAAAAAGCAAACAGGAUACUUAAAGUUGAGCAACAGCUCACAGCUAGCAAAGUGUGAAGUGCCAUGUGAUGUGGCUGUAAAGAAUUUAGAUCAGGGGUCCUCAUACUGAGGCCCGGGGGCCAAAUACGGCCCUCCAAGGUCAUUUACCUGGCUGUCGCUCAGGGUCAACCUAAGUCUGAAAUGACUUGAAAGCACACAACAACAACAACAACAACAAUCCUAUCUCAUCAGCCAAAAGCA
Anolis sagrei ordinatus is the source of this 1492-nucleotide messenger RNA. Its product is annotated as rho-related GTP-binding protein RhoU-like. The record is from RefSeq and is a predicted model, not a curated record. Gene Ontology annotation, biological process: endocytosis; Cdc42 protein signal transduction; establishment or maintenance of cell polarity. Lineage: Eukaryota; Metazoa; Chordata; Lepidosauria; Squamata; Anolidae. Gene Ontology annotation, molecular function: GTP binding; GTPase activity; protein kinase binding.